Emys orbicularis (European pond turtle) is the source of this 1825-nucleotide messenger RNA. Its product is annotated as acetylcholinesterase-like. NCBI's taxonomy places the organism in Eukaryota, Metazoa, Chordata, Testudines, Emydidae. Gene Ontology annotation, molecular function: acetylcholinesterase activity. The coding region runs from base 35 to 1825 and encodes 596 amino acids. Gene Ontology annotation, biological process: choline metabolic process; acetylcholine catabolic process. The transcript has 2 exons. Gene Ontology annotation, cellular component: plasma membrane. The record is from RefSeq and is a predicted model, not a curated record.
CCCUCUGGGUGGGGUUUCCCUUACAGCUGCUGCGAUGCUGGGACUCCUCUCCGCGCUCCCCUGCCUGCUUCUCCUCUCCCUGCCGGGCAUCAGCUCUGGCUCCGAUGACGACAGCACCGUGGUGCUCACCACCAGUGGCCCCAUCCGGGGCAAGCGCCUCCAGGCCGGUUCCGGCACAGUGACGGCCUUCCUGGGCAUCCCCUACGCCGAGCCCCCCGUGGGGGCCUUGCGCUUCCAGAAACCGCUUCCCCACCAGCCCUGGAGCCACGUCCUGGAGACCACCGGCUUCGGCAAUGUCUGCCACCAGCCUCCGCUUACUGGUUACCCUGAUGCCGAAACAUGGACACCCAAAAGGCCACAGUCUGAGGACUGCCUCUUCCUCAACAUCUGGGUGCCCCAUCCCCGGCCCCCCGCGCCGGCCCCCAUAAUCGUCUGGAUCCACGGCGGGGGGUUCUACUCAGGUGCAGCCUCCGUCGAUGUCUACGACGGGCGCUUCCUAGCCACCACCGGGAACGCGAUAGUGGCCUCCAUGAACUACCGGCUGGGGGCGCUGGGCUUCCUGUCUCUGCCCCCAGCCACCCCGGGGAACGCCGGCCUGUGGGACCAGCGCCUGGCGCUGCACUGGCUGCGGGACAACGCAGCCACCUUCGGAGGGGAUCCGGCCCGUUUCCUCCUUUUCGGCCAUGGCUCUGGGGCUGCGUCAGUCGGCUUCCACCUCCUCUCCCCAGGGAGCCGGCCCCUCUUCACUCGUGCCGCGAUGCAGAGUGGAGCCCCGACAGCACCCUGGGCCUGGAUUUCACUCAAAGAGGCCCAGGAGAGAGGCCGGAGGCUGGGCCACCUGCUGGGCUGCACCGAUAGCGAUGACACCGCCCUGGUGGGCUGCCUGCAGGGGAAGGAAGCAGGGGAGUUCCCCAAACAUGAGUUCUCCAUCUUGCACCACAGGGAGCUGCUGGGGUUUCCCUUUGUGCCGACACCAGAUGGGGAUUUCCUCCCUGAUACACCACCAAGACUCUUGCAGGCUGAGCACGGACAGCCUAUGCCUAUCAUGGCUGGUUUCAACACCAAUGAAGGCUCCCACAUGCUAAUCUUUGGUGCCCCCAGCCUCAACCUGAAGAACGCCAGCAAUGUCGGCUGGGAGGAGCUGCUGCAGGUGGUGAGGCUCACAGUGCCAGGAGCCCCAGAAGAGGCCGUCUGGGCCGUGGCACAGCGGUACAGCAAGGAAGGGGAGAGGCACGGCAAGGCACGAUACCGAUGGGCCAUGGAUCAAAUCGCUGGUGACUACCUCUUUGUGUGCCCGGUAGCUGAGGUGGCUGGGCGGGAGGCGGAGGCCAAUAGUUCCGUGUACGCCUACUACUUCACCCACCGCAGGAGCAGCUUGUCUACACCUGAAUGGACGGGGGUGCCGCACGGCUCUGAGCUGCGCUACCUGUUCGGGACCCUGGCGUCCGUGGGAAAAGCCAACCACACGCACACGGAGGCCGAGGCAGCGAUGAGCCAAAGGAUGAUGCAGUCCUGCGGCAAGUUCGUCAGCAGCGGGAACCCCACGGGGAUAGGGGGCAGCGGGAAGCAGUGGCACCCCUACGACCCCACAAAGCAGAACUUCUUCCGCAUCGGACUGGAGCCGCCCCAAGUCAAGGAGACGUCCCCUGCCCACCGCUGCAGCUUCUUGGCAUCACUGCUCACAAGGAAGCCGAGCCCUACUGGUGAGCAUCAGAGGGCUGAAAGGACAGCAGCCCUAGAGGGGAAAGGCCUCGUGUCUCCCCACCGCUCUGAGCCAGCCAAUCCCCACUAUCCCUGGGGCUGGAUUGGAGCUGGUGCCCCGUAG